AUGGCGGACCCCAUUGUAUCUGUCCCCACAGCCUCGAGGAACGUCCUGUGGGUGAUCGAGGGGACGUCGUGUGACCUGCCCUGGCAAGCUGCUCUAUUCAAAAGGGACAAAUUCAUCUGUGGGGGGACUUUGGUGGCCCGGAAUUGGGUGCUGACGGCCGCCCAUUGCCACGUCCCUGGCCACCUCAAUGUCCGCCUGGGGGGCCGUGGUCACCGGGACCCCCACUCCACGGAGCAGCGCCGUCUGUCCUCCAAAGCCAUCUCAUAUCCUCGUUACGACCCGGCCACCAAAGAUGGGGAUCUGAUGCUCAUUAAACUCCUCCAGCCCGCCCGCCUUAACGAGCACGUCAAGCCUUUACCUUUGGCUUUUAAUUGCCCCCAGCCCGGAAUGACCUGUCAGAUCUCAGGAUGGGGGUCCACCACCAGCCCUGAAGUCACCUUCCCUGAGGACCUCCAUUGUGCCAAGGUCACCAUCGUCCCGGAGGAGCGAUGCCGACGUAUCUACCCGGGUUCCAUCACCUCCAACAUGGUGUGUGCCGGGGAGCACCGCAACCGCGCCGACUCCUGCCAGGGAGAUUCCGGGGGACCCCUCGUAUGUGACGGGCGUCUGCAGGGCAUCGUCUCAUGGGGUCCGGGUGUCUGCGGGGACCCCCAAAAACCUGGAGUCUACGUCAACCUCUGCAAGUACACCCAAUGGAUCCAUGACACCAUGAGAAGGAACUGAACCCCCCCAAGCCCCCCUACAUCCCACCCCAUAUCCCACCCCCCAACCCUUGUCCCCAAGAUGGGGGUCCUUCCGGAGUCGGCCGGUCCGAGUACCGGGACAUGCGACCCCCCCCAGGGGUGGGUAGGGGUCAGUAUUGGGGUCCCCCAAUGGAGUUGUCUGUGAAUAAAAUGGUGGGGGGCUUUUUUUUUUGAGGACUGAGCACGGUUUUGGAGGGGGGGUCCAUGUGUCCAUGAGGUUCUGGUCCUUGUGUUCGUGAGGUUCUGGUCCUUGUAUUCAUGAGGUUCUGGUCCGUGUGUUCAUGAGGUUCUGAUCCUUGUGUUUAUGAGGUUCUGGUCCCUGUGUUCAUGAGGUUCUGGUCCAUGUGAAUGUGGAGGUCUGGUCCUUGUAUUCAUGAGGUUCUGGUCCUUAUGUUUGUGAGGUUCUGGUCCUUGUGUCCAUGAGGUUCUGGUCCUUGUGUCCAUGAGGUUCUGGUCCUUAUGUUUGUGAGGUUCUGGUCCUUGUGUCCAUGAGGUUCUGGUCCUUGUGUUCAUGGAGGUUCUGGUCAGUGAGCCCAUGAAGUUCUGGUCCGUGUGUUCAUGAGGUUCUGGUCCUUGUGUUUAUGAGGUUCUGGUCCAUUUGAUUGUA
Messenger RNA from Coturnix japonica (Japanese quail), 1350 nucleotides. NCBI's taxonomy places the organism in Eukaryota, Metazoa, Chordata, Aves, Galliformes, Phasianidae. The record is from RefSeq and is a predicted model, not a curated record.